Molecule: messenger RNA, 765 nt
Organism: Didymodactylos carnosus
Lineage: Eukaryota; Metazoa; Rotifera; Eurotatoria; Philodinida; Philodinidae
Source: the annotation of a GenBank genome assembly
AUGUUGUCGACUAAUAUUAUGGCAUUUAUUUCAAACGACAACGAUCCAAUAUUAUUAUUCUCAACAAUAUCGUUUUUCAUAAAUGAUACCACUGAUGAUAGUUACGACACUAACACUACUAUGAUAGUACCAACAACAACAUGGCCAGUAUCGAUGACAACAGUUAUUCCAACUCAAACCACUCCACCUUUACAAUUUCUGUUGUAUUUCGAAUCGGUGCUCGCCUUUUUUACCUAUGGUGGCGGAUUUCUUGUUCAUGCACCAUUACGUUUGAUUCUUGUUUGCCUGAUCCCUGUGAUUACUAUGGCAGCGGCGAAUAUUCGAUUGUUGAGUAAUAUUCGUCGGUCUCGACGGCGGGUGGGGGCUGAAAUGGAAGGUACACUCACAGUAUAUGAGCAACAACAGAAGCAGCAAGGAGAACGACUGAAAACAACGAUAUCACCGCCAACACCAAAUGCAACCAGAAUUGGAAAUAUUUUGAAAUUACGUCGAUUGAACGCCGUAGAACGUAUGUUGGUAUUGAUGAUGAUCACCAAUGUAACAAUGUAUAUCAUUACACAAGUCCCCUAUCAUAUCUACACCGUCAGUCGAGGCUAUUAUCAAGGACUCGAUUCAUAUACGAAUUCACUUGUUCGAGCUCUGCUCUUGAUAUGGUCAUCGGUGUAUUUCGGAAUCGGCUUUUAUCUAUUUUGUUUCGCCUCACCGCUAUUUCGACAAAAAUUUCUUAAAAUUGGACGGACAUUAAAACUGUACUUCUGGCGAUAA